ACAUGAGGAGGCACAGCAGCAGGCGACAACACAACAGCAAACAUAUACGAACAAAACUUACGCGUGUACUCACUGAGUGGCAAUAUUUCCAAUUGUUUGUGAAGGCAUCACCAAACCAGCCAAAUGUUCUCACUCAACCUGAAGCUUCCAGGAUAAAGGCCCCAGACUUUGUGACAGAUGCCAUCUGUACUCUGCCAAUCUGCCAUUCCCUGAAGACUGAAGGAGGAGCAGUCUGUUUGGUUGUGGCCUUUGAUCUACAAUGAAGAUUGUACAUUGCAACCUAAUUUGGAGGGGGGAUAGGCUACAGCUGGAAGUAUAUAACUAUGUCAGGACCACAGGAGCAUAUAUCAGUCUUCUUCCCACCGGAGGACCUUCUUACAAAUUAGAAGCACUUACAGCAACAGAGUUCUACAGAGAUGAAGUGUAACCGUCUCCUGUCCUGGGCCUUCCUACUCAUGGCCUCUGGCCCACUGCUAGCCCACCCCAUCACAGAAUCUGCUGAGAUGACUUAUCCAGGAUAUGUGUCAGUGGAGGACCAAGGAGUUGGCGCUCUUGAUGAUCUGUCUCUCUCCCAGCAAACCUUCGCUCCUCAGGAUGGUGCCGGUCUUGGAUACUCCACUGUGAUGUCUGGGGUGAUCAACAGAGAUGGUGUCAGAACAACAGGCCUGCUUCCUAGGGGUGUGAAAAGACAGGUCCUAUUAGAGAAAGUCCUAACCCCAUUUGGGCGUGUGUUCAGCAUCCGGAAGGAGUUCAGGAAGAGAGCAAGGAAUUCUGAGUGUUUCUGGAAGUACUGUGUCUAAAACUGACAGCAGGUCUUCAUGCUACACAUAAGUGACAAGGCUUGUGCUAAACCAAAAAUCCUUAUCUUGCACUCACAUACUGUAAGUACAUGCAGACAAACUAAGAAGCGCUGUCAGUAUUUGUUCACUAAAAGAACAAUGCCAUAGGUGUGACUGAGACAUGCCGCUUCAGGACUUUAAGAUAAUUUAUGAAAGUUACCUUUAUGUUG
Monopterus albus (swamp eel) is the source of this 1009-nucleotide messenger RNA. Its product is annotated as urotensin-2-like. The record is from RefSeq and is a predicted model, not a curated record. Gene Ontology annotation, molecular function: hormone activity. Gene Ontology annotation, biological process: blood vessel diameter maintenance; regulation of blood pressure. The transcript has 6 exons. Bases 417 to 800 code for a protein of 127 amino acids. Lineage: Eukaryota; Metazoa; Chordata; Actinopteri; Synbranchiformes; Synbranchidae. Gene Ontology annotation, cellular component: extracellular region.